CCCACCUUUUCUCAGUUAUUUAGGUCUUUCAUCUGGUUUUCUCCGCAAGCUCGAGCUUUCUCCGAUUCGAUCUAGUUUCUCAUCGAUGGCGAACGCCGGCGAAAGCUCGUCCUCGGAUCCGAAGGGGACGAAGAGGGAUUUCAGCACUGCGAUUUUGGAGCGGAAGAAGGCUGCUAAUCGGUUGAUUGUUGAUGAGGCCAUCAAUGAUGAUAAUUCCGUGGUGGCUUUGAAUCCGGAGACGAUGGAAAAGCUUCAGCUUUUCCGUGGUGACACGAUCCUUCUGAAGGGUAAGAAGCGAAGGGACACUGUUUGCAUUGCUCUUGUUGAUGACACAUGUGAAGAACCUAAGAUAAGGAUGAACAAGGUCGUCCGAUCGAAUCUGAGAGUUAGAUUGGGUGAUGUUGUUUCCGUUCAUCAGUGUCCCGAUGUUAAGUACGGGAAGCGUGUUCAUAUUCUUCCUGUAGAUGAUACCAUCGAAGGAGUCACAGGCAAUUUAUUUGAUGCCUAUCUAAAACCCUAUUUCUUGGAGGCUUACCGCCCGGUUAGAAAAGGCGAUCUUUUCCUUGUGAGGGGGGGAAUGAGAAGCGUUGAGUUUAAGGUCAUAGAGACUGAUCCGGGUGAGUAUUGUGUCGUUUCUCCCGACACGGAGAUUUUUUGUGAGGGGGAGCCGGUGAAAAGGGAGGAUGAGGAUCGCCUUGAUGAAGUUGGGUAUGAUGAUGUUGGAGGAGUACGCAAACAAAUGGCCCAAAUUCGGGAAUUGGUUGAGCUUCCUCUCAGACACCCUCAGCUUUUCAAGUCAAUUGGUGUAAAACCUCCAAAAGGAAUUUUGUUAUAUGGGCCUCCUGGUUCAGGCAAGACUCUUAUUGCUAGAGCAGUUGCUAAUGAGACUGGUGCUUUCUUCUUUUGCAUCAAUGGUCCUGAGAUCAUGUCAAAGUUGGCUGGUGAGAGUGAAAGUAAUUUGAGGAAGGCUUUUGAGGAAGCAGAGAAGAAUGCCCCAUCUAUUAUUUUUAUUGAUGAGAUUGACUCCAUUGCUCCUAAACGUGAAAAGACCCAUGGGGAAGUGGAAAGGAGAAUUGUUUCCCAGCUCUUGACACUUAUGGACGGGCUUAAAUCUCGGGCUCAUGUUAUUGUGAUAGGGGCUACAAAUCGCCCUAAUAGUAUUGACCCUGCCCUUCGUAGGUUUGGUAGGUUUGACAGGGAAAUAGAUAUUGGGGUGCCUGAUGAAGUUGGGCGGCUUGAGGUCCUCCGAAUCCACACGAAGAACAUGAAGCUGUCUGAUGAUGUUGAUUUGGAAAGAAUAGCUAAGGACACUCAUGGUUAUGUUGGGGCUGAUCUCGCUGCACUGUGCACAGAAGCUGCCCUACAGUGCAUCAGAGAAAAGAUGGACAUUAUUGACUUGGAAGAUGAGACUAUUGAUGCUGAAAUCCUUAACUCAAUGGCUGUCACUAACGAACAUUUCAAGACUGCUCUUGGUACCAGCAAUCCCUCUGCCCUCCGAGAAACAGUUGUUGAAGUUCCAAACGUCAGUUGGGAUGAUAUUGGUGGUCUUGAGAAUGUUAAGAGGGAACUUCAAGAGACUGUCCAAUAUCCAGUGGAGCAUCCUGAAAAGUUUGAGAAGUUUGGGAUGUCCCCAUCCAAAGGUGUUCUGUUCUAUGGCCCUCCUGGGUGUGGUAAGACUUUAUUGGCCAAGGCAAUUGCAAAUGAGUGUCAAGCGAAUUUCAUUAGUGUCAAAGGUCCUGAGCUGCUCACCAUGUGGUUUGGUGAGAGUGAAGCAAAUGUGCGUGAAAUUUUUGACAAGGCACGCCAGUCAGCACCAUGUGUGCUAUUCUUUGAUGAGCUCGAUUCUAUUGCUACACAGAGGGGAAGUAGUGUUGGGGAUGCUGGUGGUGCUGCUGAUAGAGUUCUCAAUCAGCUGCUAACAGAGAUGGAUGGCAUGUCUGCUAAGAAGACUGUGUUUAUCAUUGGAGCAACCAACAGGCCUGACAUUAUUGAUCCAGCUUUGCUCAGGCCAGGACGUCUUGACCAGUUGAUAUACAUUCCUCUACCAGAUGAGGCCUCCCGCUACCAGAUAUUUAAAGCUGCUCUGAGGAAGUCCCCGCUUUCUAAAGAUGUUGAUUUGGCUGCACUGGCCAAGUACACUCAAGGCUUCAGUGGUGCAGAUAUCACUGAAAUCUGCCAACGUGCUGUCAAAUAUGCCAUCAGAGAGAACAUUGAGAAGGAUAUUGAGAGGGAAAGGAGGAGAAGUGAGAAUCCAGAAGCCAUGGAAGAAGAUGAUGCUGAUGAGGUGGCCGAGAUUAAACCUGCUCAUUUUGAAGAGUCGAUGAAGUUUGCACGAAGGAGUGUCAGUGAUGCCGACAUUCGCAAAUACCAGGCCUUUGCUCAGACUCUUCAGCAAUCUAGAGGAUUCGGGUCUGAAUUCCGUUUCUCCGACCGGUCGGAGACUGGAGCGACCACCACUGCAGCUGACCCAUUUGCAACCUCUGCAGCUGCAGCUGAUGAAGAUGAUCUAUAUAAUUAGCUGCAACAAAACUAAACUCUUCAAAAACAUUAAGGACUCUUUUAAUUUGUGUUUUUUUCUGUCCAUUGGAUAUUUAUAAUUUCUCUUGGAGACCAUGUUGUCAGUAAAAGCAUUUAGACAUUUAAAUUAAACCCACUGCAACGCAACUGUCAUGUUUUCUUCAUCUGAUUUCAAAUUUCUCUUAACCUUA
Molecule: messenger RNA, 2708 nt
Organism: Dioscorea cayenensis subsp. rotundata (Guinea yam)
Lineage: Eukaryota; Viridiplantae; Streptophyta; Magnoliopsida; Dioscoreales; Dioscoreaceae
Product: cell division cycle protein 48 homolog
Exons: 9
Coding region: 86-2518 (810 amino acids)
Biological process (GO): mitotic spindle disassembly; retrograde protein transport, ER to cytosol; autophagosome maturation
Cellular component (GO): cytosol; VCP-NPL4-UFD1 AAA ATPase complex; nucleus
Molecular function (GO): ATP hydrolysis activity; ATP binding; polyubiquitin modification-dependent protein binding
Source: RefSeq, a predicted model, not a curated record